AUGAAACCAAUUCAUGGAAAGACCAAGGAAUUUGCCCGCCGCAAGCUCCUCAAUUCAGAUCUUGACCCAGAAGGUGAUGGUGCUGUGAUCAUCGAUGACCUAGAAAGAAAUGUCCAAGAAGACCCAGUUAUGGAAGGAUGCUCUGUAGAUGAAGCCAGAAGACGCCACAAAGACUUGAUGUGGUCCCUCUACGGCGCCUAUGGCCCCAGCCUUCACUGGGCAUGUGGGUUUCAGAUGAUUUUCAUAACCCAACAGCAUGUCAUUGUCAUGAAUAUGCGGUGGUGGGAUCGCUGGGAUGAGGAAAAUAGUCAUGAUCAGCAGCCCAACAGAAAUGAAGAAGAAGAAGAAGAAGAAGAAGAAGAAGAAGAAGAAGAAGAAGAAGAAGAGCAUUAUCCUCCAGUUAAUGGCUGCCAAAUGCAAUGA
Messenger RNA from Aspergillus glaucus CBS 516.65, 423 nucleotides. RefSeq lists its product as uncharacterized. Bases 1 to 423 code for a protein of 140 amino acids. The record is from RefSeq and is a predicted model, not a curated record. The transcript is spliced from 4 exons. Lineage: Eukaryota; Fungi; Ascomycota; Eurotiomycetes; Eurotiales; Aspergillaceae.